CGACCUUCCCUCGACGAAAAGAAAAAAUAAGAUUCGAUCGAGUGGCCGAGACGAUCGCGGCCUGAGAUCGCAGCCGUCGGUUGGGGACAAGACAAAGUGUCGAGAUGGCGAUGCUCCAAUCUGGUAUUCGACUCGCUCACCAGAAGACGUCGGCACUGGUUUCUCGCCUCAUCAACGCCGCCCGCAGCAGCAGCAGCCCUGCUUCUGCUUCAUCGUCCAACAUCAGCACCACGCGGAAGUGUUUCACCGAGAGCGGCCAUGAAUUAAAGUAUGAGGAACCUGCCGGGGAUAUGAUGGACAUUUUGUUUGGCGCCGCUGCCGUUGUCGGGUUGCUGGCGUUUAGGGACUAUACGCCACAUUGCCUUCACGUACUUCCAGUGCCGACUCGUGGAUGGGGACAAGAGAAAGCCAAGAAUACGUCUGGAGAAGCCAUGCAUGUCUCGGGAAAAACUAGUCUAGAUUCAGUUCUUGAAUUGUUCUAGUUGAGACGGACUAGUAAAUAGGUGACCAAUCAUUGUAUUACACACAUGAGAAGAGAUCUCUAAUAAAGA
Messenger RNA from Brachypodium distachyon (stiff brome), 551 nucleotides. RefSeq lists its product as uncharacterized. The transcript has 3 exons. Bases 105 to 482 code for a protein of 125 amino acids. Lineage: Eukaryota; Viridiplantae; Streptophyta; Magnoliopsida; Poales; Poaceae. The record is from RefSeq and is a predicted model, not a curated record.